This is a messenger RNA of Ooceraea biroi (clonal raider ant), 1897 nucleotides long. Its product is annotated as Tubulin-binding cofactor E. NCBI's taxonomy places the organism in Eukaryota, Metazoa, Arthropoda, Insecta, Hymenoptera, Formicidae. The record is from RefSeq and is a predicted model, not a curated record. Gene Ontology annotation, biological process: cytoskeleton organization. Gene Ontology annotation, molecular function: protein binding.
GAAGUGCAGCGAAAAAAGAAUAAACCUGUCACUUAUAUACAUACAGUGUUUCAUUUUUUUAUUUCCAACAUACUUCUGGCAUUUUGCUAUUUUUUAACAUUUUACGCAUUUUUCGUGGGCGAUGACAUUGCGAAUUCAAUUAUCUUCUAUUUUCAAUAUGCCAUUUUAGAUUUGAGGUUAUAUUGUCAACCUCAAUCUGAAAGAAGUAUAGCUCUUGAUAGAUAUGGUAGAAGACAAAAAAUAUGAGAUUGCAAGUCGUAUCGAGUGCGAUGGAUACCAUGGUACGUUAAAAUACGUCGGGCCCGUGGGAGAUACAAAAGGAGAAUGGUUGGGCAUAGAUUGGGAUGAUUUGACUCGUGGCAAGCACAAUGGCACGUACCAAGGAAUAGAGUAUUUUCAAGCCAGACAUUCCACAUCAGGCUCGUUUAUCCGACCAGGCAAAGCUAAGUUUGGAAUAUCUUGCCCAAAGGCCAUUGAGAUGCGUUAUGGGUUGAUUAAUGAUGAAUUUGCAGGCAUAAACAGAGAUGAGAUAUCUAGUUUAAGGAAGGAGAUCAAUGCACCGUUCUUAGAACUUGUCGGUUUUUCUAAAGUGAACAGAAAGCAAAGUAAAUUUGACGAGUUAAAAAUAGUAUGGUUAAGGGAACAAUAUGUGAGCGAUGCAGGAAAGCCAGGGGAAUUGAAAAACUUGUGUCCGAAUAUAGAAGAGUUAGAUAUAUCAAAAAAUUUAAUAAAUUCAUGGAAGAUUGUAAUAGAAAUAUGUUCUCAGCUUCAUCUUCUUGUGCGUCUUAAUGUCAGUGAAAACUAUCUGCCCAUUAAAGAUGUGACAAGAUGGAAAGAUUUAUUCGCAACAGUUAAACACUUAACUCUAGCUAGAAUGAAUUACAACUGGUCUGAUAUUCAGCAGUGUAUAUCUAUGUUUCCAUCGAUUGAGGAACUUUCCAUAUCCUUCAACGUCGUCAAGAUUAUAGAAGACAUACCAGCAAAUACUAAUUUAAUAAAGAUAGUCACGUUAAUACUCGAAGGAAAUUUAAUAUCAAGUUGGGACGAGAUACUUAAAUUAGGUUUCCUGCCGUGCUUGGAAUAUCUUAAUUUAAACCUAAAUAAACUAGACAAUAUUAGAUUUCCAUCGCCAACGUUAACAAAUGAUGCCAAGACUGCACUUUUUCCUUCUUUACGUCAGCUACACAUUUCGGAAAAUCAUAUAUCUGAGUGGGAAUCAAUUAGUGAAUUGGAUAAGCUAUUGAAUCUAGAAGAUUUAAAAUUUCGAGAAAAUCCUAUUUUGAAGAACGAGACUGCAGAGACCGCGCGACAAUUAAUAAUUGCAAGAAUAGCGAAAUUACAGAUGUUGAACAGUAUAAAAAUAUGUAAUAAGGAAAGAAGAGGCGCUGAAUAUGAUUACUUGAAAUUAUAUCUGCCAAAAUGGUCGGAAACUGAAAAUAAUCCAGAGAAGAGGAUAUCAUUUGUAAAUGAACAUCCGCGAUAUCCGACUCUAGUCGAUAAAUACGGAACUGCAGAUAUUCCCUCGACUAAGCCAAAAAUAGAAAUGAUUUCCAACGUAAUCACGGUAGAAUUUCUAUGUCCGGACGAUCCACGUCAGCCAAGGGGGAUUAAGAGAAAGUUGCUUAAAGACAUGGAAGUUCAAAAAAUGAUUGGACUUGCUCAAAGACUUUUCAAAACUGGUGGGAAGAUACCUGUUCUCUCAUUUAUUUCACAGAAUCUAUCGAACGAGAUUUUAUUGGACAAACCACUGCAAAAACUUAAUUACUAUUCGAUGCAAGACGGUGAUCAAGUUCUUGUGAGAUGGUGAUAUCAAAUAAAUUAUUUGUAUUGUAGGUAUAUAACUGUAUUUUCUACUGUUAAAGUCUGCUAUUCUUUGUUAUUAAACUUUUUUUAAUUC